This is a messenger RNA of Lolium rigidum, 1095 nucleotides long. RefSeq names its product trehalose 6-phosphate phosphatase RA3-like. Gene Ontology annotation, biological process: trehalose biosynthetic process. The record is from RefSeq and is a predicted model, not a curated record. Gene Ontology annotation, molecular function: trehalose-phosphatase activity. The coding region runs from base 1 to 1074 and encodes 357 amino acids. NCBI's taxonomy places the organism in Eukaryota, Viridiplantae, Streptophyta, Magnoliopsida, Poales, Poaceae. The transcript has 10 exons.
AUGACGAACCACGCCGCCUUCGCUGCCGAGGACGCGGUCACCGCCGUGCCGCCGCCGGCGCAGGUGGGUCGCCAUUUCUCAGCGUUUCCGCCGCGGAGGGCGCGGGACUGCAGGAAGGCCGCCCUGGGCCGCAUGGACCUGGCCGCCUCCGGGGUGCUCCUGGCCGGGUCCCUGCUGGACUCCAUGAAGGCCUCCUCGCCGCGCCAUGCCAAGUUCGCCGCCGGCGCCGACCACGAGGACUGGAUGGAGAAGCACCCUUCGGCAUUAGAGCAGUUAGAGGACGUGCUGGCGGCGGCGGAGGGGAAGGAGAUCGUGAUGUUCCUGGACUACGACGGCACACUGUCGCCGAUCGUGGAUGACCCCGACAGCGCCGUCAUGACCGAAGACAUGAGGGACGCGGUGAGGAGCGUGGCCCAGCAUUUCCCGACCGCCAUCGUGAGUGGGAGAGGUAGAGACAAGGUGCUUAAUUUUGUGAAGCUGGAGGAGCUGUACUACGCCGGGAGCCAUGGCAUGGACAUCAAGGGCCCCACCACAGUAUCCAACCACAAGGCAAAGGCUGACGAAGUUCUAUGCCAGCCGGCGACGGAGUUCUUGCCUGUCAUUCAGGAGGUGUAUGAGACACUGACGGCCAAGAUGGAAUCCAUCCCAGGCGCCAUGGUGGAGAACAACAAGUUCUGCCUCUCCGUUCACUUCCGCUGUGUCCACGAGGAGGAAUGGGAUGAUCUGGGCGAGCAGGUGAGGGCGGUGCUUGAGGGCUACCCGGACCUCCGCCUCACCAAGGGGAGGAAGGUCCUGGAGAUCCGGCCCUCCAUCAAGUGGGACAAGGGAAACGCCCUCGAGUUCUUGCUCGAGUCUCUUGGCUAUGCCGGGCGUGACGAUGUUUUUCCAAUAUACAUCGGAGAUGACCGCACCGACGAGGAUGCGUUCAAGGUGCUGCGCAACAUGGGACAGGGUAUCGGGAUCCUUGUGACCAAGUUUCCAAAGGAGACCACUGCAUCCUACUCUCUGCGUGAGCCUGCUGAGGUGAAAGACUUCCUGCGUAAGCUGGUGAAGAGCAACGGGACAAAGGGAUAAUUCAUGCAUCAUCAACCAUCU